AUGAAAUUCCUAGCUGUCUUCAUCGGCCUUCUGGCUGUAACUCUUGCUGAGCCCAUCUUCGAAACCAGUGCCACCAACUACCAUGAAAACGUAGGUAUUCCCGAUGCUGUAAGGAUCAGGCAGGCCGAGGAAGCUUUAGACUUCGAUGCAUCCAGAAUCAUCGGAGGUGGCAACUCCAAGUUAGGGAACAACCCUCACUUGGGCGGACUCGUUAUUACUCUCACCAACGGUCGGACCUCUGUCUGCGGAUCGUCUCUAAUCAGUAACACUAGGGCAGUCACCGCUGCUCAUUGUUGGUGGGACGGCAGGAACCAGGCCCGUCAGUUUACCGUUGUUCUGGGCUCACUGCGUCUCUUCUCUGGCGGUACUCGUGUCAACACCAACAAUGUUGUCAUGCACCCGCAGUGGAACCCAAAUACCCUUACCAACGAUGUAGCCGUCAUAACAAUUAACCGCGUUAAUUUUAACAACAACAUACAGUCUAUUAACUUGGCUUCUGGCAGCAAUGCUUUCGUCGGAACCUGGGCUGUCGCAGCUGGCUACGGAGCUACUUCUGACUCUCAAUCUGGAAUAUCAACAAGCACUGUUCAAAAGCACAUCAGUCUCAAAGUGAUCUCUGUCGCCGAAUGCCGCAGAACCUUCUCUUUCAUCACCGACUCCAUCCUCUGUGUUGAAACCCAAGGAGGCAGAGCUAGCACUUGCGGCGGUGACUCUGGUGGUCCCCUUUACACUGGCUCCGGAAACUCUAGAUCCUUGGUAACAUAA
This is a messenger RNA of Leptosia nina, 765 nucleotides long. The record is from the annotation of a GenBank genome assembly. NCBI's taxonomy places the organism in Eukaryota, Metazoa, Arthropoda, Insecta, Lepidoptera, Pieridae.